Messenger RNA from Dothidotthia symphoricarpi CBS 119687, 1093 nucleotides. RefSeq lists its product as uncharacterized. The coding region runs from base 162 to 749 and encodes 195 amino acids. The transcript has a single exon. NCBI's taxonomy places the organism in Eukaryota, Fungi, Ascomycota, Dothideomycetes, Pleosporales, Dothidotthiaceae. The record is from RefSeq and is a predicted model, not a curated record.
CCUUCCUCGAACGAUCCAAUUAAAUUCAAAUCGACCCCAUCCUACUCGCCUCGGCCCGACACGACACGUCGUUCACACUUCCAAACCACAUCCCACGACUCACCAACACCAACACCUCCACCACAACACACACACCCACAUCCACAACUACAACCGCAAUCAUGGGCUGGAACCCCUUCUCCCUCUCCCCCUCGCACACGCCCUCCCACUCGCGCUCCUCCUCCCGCCGCCGCUCCACCUCACGCGCGCGCUCCACAGCAGGCAGUGCCUACUCGACGUCUUCACGCCACUACUCGUCGACAUCGCGCUACAAGCGAUCCCCACGGCACUCGUACCUGCAGCACCUGUACGCGAAGCUGCGGCACUUCCUGCGCGAGAUAAUGGCGUACGCGCGCCGCCACCCAUACAAAGUCUUCUUCGCCGUCAUCAUGCCGCUCGUCAGCGGAGGUCUGCUUGUGCGCCUCGCCCGCCAGUUCGGCGUCACGCUGCCCGACAUGGCUGGCCCGCGCGGCGGGUUUAACGGCGCGGGUUAUACAGGAGAACGGGGACGGGCUCUCACGGGGGCGGCUAGCAGUGGAGGGUACUAUGGCAGCCAGGGCUACGGACCCGAGCGGGCGGGCGCGUAUAGCGGCGGUGGAUACGGCGGCGGAGGAUGGGAUAUGCAGAGCGUGGCUGGUGGGAUUGGCACCGCGACGGCGACGAUUGGUAGUCUGGCUAGCUUGGCUAAGAUGGUAUCGCAGUUUGUGUAAAGAGUUUGUUGGGUGGCGAUAAUUGGAUGGACGGACGGGACGCACUUGUAUGGUACGACAUGAUAUGGUAUGAAGUUACGAUCUCAGGUUCCUUUUCCUUUCCCUUCUUAUCUCUCUUUUUAUACCGGUUUUGUCUGUCUAUGGGCACUACAUAUAUAGAUAGACGUUUUUACGGCCGCUUGCUUGUUUCGGGGAACGGGUUGUUUGAAUGCCCGCGCGAUUAUAUACCAGAUAAAUUCAAUAUUCUUUUCUUUACUUUACUUAUCAGUGUGGCGAAAGUGAUAGAGGAAGAUGGGAUAGUGUAUGUGUGUGUGAGUGUGUGUGUGAAGAACCUGGAUUGUCGA